This is a messenger RNA of Thalassophryne amazonica, 1536 nucleotides long. RefSeq names its product serine/threonine-protein phosphatase 2A 56 kDa regulatory subunit gamma isoform-like. Gene Ontology annotation, biological process: intracellular signal transduction. Gene Ontology annotation, molecular function: protein phosphatase regulator activity. Lineage: Eukaryota; Metazoa; Chordata; Actinopteri; Batrachoidiformes; Batrachoididae. The record is from RefSeq and is a predicted model, not a curated record. Bases 1 to 1536 code for a protein of 511 amino acids. Gene Ontology annotation, cellular component: protein phosphatase type 2A complex. The transcript is spliced from 14 exons.
AUGGCUGAAGUGCCAGCAAACAGUGACAUCUGUGUGUUUACUGAUGGACAGCCCUGGGUUCCUCCAAUGCCAGUAGAGAUCCCCAAAAAUGCACCAGGUGGAAUGAAAGCCAUCAUCAAGCUGGUGGCAAAAAAACUUCACAGUAAAGUGAAAAGUCUUUACACACUCGAUGGGCGUCCCAUUAAAGUUCCAAUGGGGAUCAAGAACGGAGCGAGUUAUGUUGCCGUUGGAAAGGGAAAGUUUAAACCUGCUGCAUACGGUCAACAAAGUCAACCAUCCGUCAAGAACAGCACGAAUGAACGUAAAGUUAGUGCACCUGCUGUUCCAACAAUGAAACCUCCAAUGGAAGUGUGUGCUGAUGCAAAAAAUACUAACAUGACAAAUGGGAAAGAUGUUAAAAAAAUCAGCACACAGAAUACGUCAAGAAUCCCAGUUCCCUCCUCAGCACCAGAUAAGCAGCACAGUUCUCGAAAAAACACCGGCUGCCGUUUGGACACAAAAGAUAGGGAAAUAAAUUUCAUCCAGGACCUGCAGCAGUGCUCUGUGGUUUGUGACUUUCACUCGGACACAAAUUGUGACCUCGAGAAGAAAGAACAGAAGCAGAUGGCACUGAAACGAGUGUUGUACUACUUCAAGAACGAAACAAACACCAUCACUGAGCCCAUGUAUCCAGAGAUGGUGAACAUGUGUGAAGCGAUCAUCUUCAGGACGUUGCCUCCGUUGUCCAGUCUAAAUGAAGCAGACGAUGACGAAUACAAACUUGACGUUCCAUUGCCACUCCCCCAGCUGGCCCUUCAGUGCUUAUUUAAGUUUUUAACCCAUCCUACGUUUGACCCAAAGAUUGGAGAGAAGUACAUUGACAAGAAAUUUGUCAUGCAGCUUCUUCAACUUUUUGAGAGUACAGAUCCCAUGGAGAGAAAAAUUCUCAAAGUAGUGCUCUACGGGAUCAUUGAAACAUUUGCUGGAUUAAGAAAGUUCAUCUUCAAAGAAAUCAGUCACAUUUUCUGCAGGUUUAUUUAUGAGACGGGUCACCACAGUGGUAUUGCUGAACUCCUGGACUUAAUUAGAAGUUUAAUCAAAGAUCUUGAGGAGCCACUACGUCAAGACGACAGGAAUUUCCUCUUGAAAGUUUUGAUGCCUCUGCACACAGCGGAGUCACUUGGUGACUAUCAUCCAGAGUUGGUCAGAUGUGUUGCCCGGUUUUUGGAGAAGGAUGAGAUGGUAACUGAACCGGUUGUGAUGGCCCUCCUGAAAUACUGGCCAAAGAGCAACAUUAAAAAAGAACUGAUGUUCUUGGAUGCGCUGGAAGACAUUUUGCCUAUCAUCGAUCAAUCUGUCUUCAUCAAAGUACAAACACCUGUCUUUAAACGUUUGGCCAAGUGUGCAUCCAGCCUGAGCCAGAAGGUGGCUGAACGAACCCUUUUGUUUUUCGACAAUGAAGAUGUCAUGAUUUUGAUCAGCGACAACGCAAGAACCAUCAUUCCAAUUUUGUUGCCUGUACUAAAGAACAGUGCACAGACGCACUGGAAAGAGUAA